Tarenaya hassleriana is the source of this 878-nucleotide messenger RNA. Its product is annotated as transcription repressor OFP13. The coding region runs from base 27 to 797 and encodes 256 amino acids. The transcript has a single exon. Gene Ontology annotation, biological process: negative regulation of DNA-templated transcription. Lineage: Eukaryota; Viridiplantae; Streptophyta; Magnoliopsida; Brassicales; Cleomaceae. The record is from RefSeq and is a predicted model, not a curated record.
UCUUCUAUCUCCUUCUCCCUCCAUUAAUGCCCAACCCAAAAAAAAAAAAAAAAUCGGGAAAGAAGAUGAAGAUCUCUUCGCUCUUCAAAAACAUAGGAGGAGGAGGCGGAUUACUCACAGUUCCUCUCUGUUACAACGCCAAGACCUUGUCGUUCAGAGUUGGAGACGAUGUGAUCAAGACGGUGAACUCGGUCUUCUUCGACCACAACCCCAGCCACCAAAACGGCGACGUACUGGAGGCCGAGACUCACGAGUCGUGGUUCACUAACUCGUCCGAGUCGGCGAGUUACUCUACCGAGUCGGAUCAGGACCUCGACGCCGAGUCGCUCGAGAUGGUGGUGCGCGGCGUGGUCAGAUCGGAGCGGUUGUUCUUCGAGCCCGGUGUCACUAGCUCAAUCGUGAAAGAGAAAGAGAACGCCGACAACCGCCGACAGGAGGAGGAUAGGGAUUGUCCGCCAUUGGAGGACAUCAGCGUGGCGGUGGCGAUGGAAUCGGAGGAUCCGUACGGAGAUUUCAGAAGAUCGAUGGAGGAGAUGGUGAACAGUCACGAGGAACUGGCCAAGGACUGGGAGAGCUUGGAAGCGAUGCUCGGAUGGUACUUGAGGAUGAACGGAAAGAGCAGCCACGGCGUGAUAGUGAGCGCCUUCUUCGAUCUCCUCGCCAGCCUCUCCGGCGGCGGGAGCACUCCGGCGACGGAUUCGACUCGCUACUCGACGGGUGGUUCCUCAUUACCUUCGUCGCCGGAGCAUUCGUCUCGAGGUCAGAAGGAGAUCGAAGAAGAAAGACGGAGCUGUUAGCCUCACGCGCUUACUUGUAAUUUCUUUUUGAAUUCUGUAAAUUAAUUAAUUAGCGAGUUAAAGAAAAUCAUUGAUAUAGCU